Messenger RNA from Seminavis robusta, 1833 nucleotides. The record is from the annotation of a GenBank genome assembly. NCBI's taxonomy places the organism in Eukaryota, Bacillariophyta, Bacillariophyceae, Naviculales, Naviculaceae.
UAUUUUUGGUUUAUCAGCAUCAUUCAGGAUGAUGCGUUUCUUGUCUUCCUCCUUAGCUCUCUUCUUUUCUUUGGGCCUCUCCUUGUUGCAAACCGCACGGGGGGACGCCAUACAAGCAGGUCUGUGUCUUACGGCUCCUGUCAACCACCAGAUCAGGGUCUUCGCCGAACAUGAUGCAGGUGAGUUAAGCGCAACACCAGAUGCGCACAUCACAGUGAUUGUUAAUUUGAUCAACCGCUACGAAUUCCCUGCCACCGGCUAUGUUAAUGGUGUGGGUGUCAAUAAUCUCCCAGGGUGUCUUGGUAACUGGGAAGCAGUGGGAUCCUGCAGCAACGCCAACACUGCCAACAAUUGGGUAUACUUCGACGUGGACUUUGGCGAUUUCUGUGGGGAGACCGCUUGGCUUAACCCUGAUGGACCAGAGCAAGAUCCCCUCAAGGAAGGCUGCAGCGACGUGUACGACUUUAUCAGUGGCUUCGUGACCUUUGGUGAAUGCUAUGACACUCCUGAACCAACCCCAGGUCCCACACCAGCUCCUACCCCGGUCCCCACCGGCACGCCUGAUCCAACUCCUGGCCCGGUUGCAGGUCCAACUCCUGGUCCAGUUGCAGUACCAACUCCACCUCCCAGUCUUCGUCCGACGCCAAAUCCGACACCAUUUCCAACACCUGCUCCAACUAGAACUUCUUCUCCGCCCAUACCAACCUGCUUUUCGGGCGAAUCCAUCGUCCAUGUGAAGCGUAAGGGACCUGUGUUCAUGAAAGAUCUACACGUUGGUGAUGAAGUCCUCCGGGGUCACCCGCAGCAUGCCGGAAAGAUCAGUUCUGCUGCUGCUGCUAGAUUUCAAAGUGUCUAUGCGUUUGGCCAUCAUCAUGCCAAUUUGACAACCACCUAUCUGCAGGUGCACGCGAGGGCUCCGGAACACAACCGUGUGGGCCCUCUCGAACUGACUCACGAUCACAUUGUAUUUGUAGUUCUUCCAGACGGAGAGAUCCGCCCCCAACGAGCCGACUCUCUCCAACCAGGUGACUUUCUGUGGCAUUACAACACGGCAACGCAUGACGGCCAAGUAGCGGUUGUGACCGCUAUGCAGACGAUUGAAAAAGUUGGUGCCUACAUGCCCCUGACGAGCGAUGGCAGCAUUGUGGUGAAUGGAAUCCUGGCAUCCAACUAUGUUUCCAUCGAGGAGACUGCCCCCACCAUUGCCAAAUACGCCAAGCGUAUUUUGGGAUCUGAGCAUGCCCUGAGCCACAUGUGGUUGUCACCACUUCGACUUUGGUGUACACACGUUUCGUCGUGUAGGAGUGACGACGAAGAGAUUAUUCCUUGGCUGCUCUGGGGCAAGCGUUUUGCGGAAGAUCACAACGAGAGUAGCCUUUUCGUCCAGUUUGUUUUGGGGACCGUCGUAGUGGCAACAUUCCUUUGCAUGUGUGUGAUUGAGUGGAUGUUGGAACCAGGCGGGCUCUUCGGUGGCGUUUGGAUUGGUUACAGCACGCUUUUGCUUGGAUGUUUCCUCGGCUACUCUUACUAUCAGCAACUCAGAAUGACAAACAACUCGAAAUUGAAGAUCUCAUGACUAAAACCUGGCUGCUGCCUUCCGGAGGAUGGUACGAUGUACGCUGUAAGGAGACGCCCGAAGUUUUGCCUCGGAGCAUCAAUAAAGCAAAAAUCAACACCUGCAAGCAAGCGUAUCAUGCACCAGGUCAAGCACCCAAACCCCAAAGAACCAAACAAUAACUCAUAACUCCACCUGUACAUGUACCUCACCCUACGGUAGUAGCUUAUAACCAUUUAACAAUUCACGGUGGUGUAACAACGGAGGGGUCAUCUUAC